Messenger RNA from Oncorhynchus keta (chum salmon), 6852 nucleotides. RefSeq names its product cytoplasmic linker associated protein 2 (gene clasp2). Lineage: Eukaryota; Metazoa; Chordata; Actinopteri; Salmoniformes; Salmonidae. The record is from RefSeq and is a predicted model, not a curated record. Gene Ontology annotation, molecular function: microtubule binding. Gene Ontology annotation, biological process: mitotic spindle assembly. The transcript has 44 exons. Gene Ontology annotation, cellular component: cytoplasmic microtubule; mitotic spindle; microtubule organizing center. The coding region runs from base 715 to 5373 and encodes 1552 amino acids.
CUGCAGUCACCGGCUUGGCGCUGGCUUUCAGCGGGGGAGGGUUUAGCUAGACAGUUUAGCAGGGGCGAUUAUUCCCGGAUUAAAAGUAGGCAGGAACUGUGGGAGGAAGGCUGAAACACUGUUCUCGAAGUUUUGGCGCAACUUUAUUUUCAAGGGUUCGACAACACCUCCCUGGAGAGGUUUUUCAACUCAUGGAAUACAUAAAUGAAGCGAAACUAGGCGUCAGGCCUGUGACCAACUAGCUAACUGUUAGUUUAGCUAACGUUGCUUUCCACAUAUCUCGCUAUCCACUAGGUGUUGCCACCGUGCGUGACUAACUUCGUUAGCUUAGCUACUAGUAGCUUUAUUGUGUUAUGGAUUGAUACAGGCCCGGUUAGUUUUACUGCAAAUGUGUCUUAUUUUUCAAAACUUUUAGAAAGUUAUUGCUAACAAGUUAUCCGAGAGCAACAUUCUCUAUCCUUCGCUGAAAUCAAAUUUGAGCAGUGUGUGUUUUGGACAAAGUGAUUGCGCUAGCCAAGCUAAUUUGACAGGCGUUUGUUUUGUUGUUGAUCAAACGUAAAAUCGCGGUCACCCAAGCGUCCAGGCAGCUGUCAUCCGCUCAGAAGAAAGGGACCACCGACCGGAGCGAACCUUUUUCCACACCCAACCCGCCAGGACCCCCUGUAGUCUGCGGCUGGCCCCAGAAGGAGCUGGCCACACGGCACUGCCUGCCCAAUGGAGGAACAUGACAACAUGGAUUAUUUUUACCAGCAGGUCCUGCAGAAAGACGUUACCCGCAGGCUGCAGGUCGGGCAGGACUUCAUAGACUACCUGAACGACCCGCAGAGGUCCACCGAUGUGGAGCAAGACAAACCACGGCUGGAUAAAACUGUAGAUGAGCUGACGGGAUGGGUCAACUCCAGCAACUACAAGGUGGCGUUGUUGGGGAUAGACAUUGCCGGGGCGUUUGUCGAUCGCUUGGGGGAGCGCUUCAGAGGAUACCUGGGAACAGUGGUCCCUGCGUUAGUGGACCGGUUGGGGGACAGUAAGGACCAGGUCAGAGAACAGAGUCAGACAGUCAUCCUCCGCUGUAUGGAAGUCACAGCAUCGCCUAUGUAUGUGUGGGAGAGGUUGCUUCCUGGUUUUAAACAUAAGAAUUUCCGCAGCAGAGAGGGCGUGUGUCUGGUUCUCUGCGCCACCCUCAACAUGUAUGGUGCUCAGCCUUUGAGUCUCAGUAAGAUCGUUCCGUACCUCUGCACUCUGACAGGAGAUCAGAACCCACAGGUGCGUGAGGCUGCCACAGCAUCGCUGGUGGAUGUGUAUCGCCACAUAGGAGAGAGAGUCAGAGCCGACCUUGGAAAGAGAGGCCUGCCUGCCACACGGUUACAGACAAUAUACGGGCGUUUUGAUGAAGCGUUGAAUUCUGGGAACAUGGCGCUCAGCCCCAGUCACGUCUCACAGAUUUCUAUCGUAUUGCGUCCAUCUCCGAAAAGAAGACAACCAAGGAGAAUCAUCCUUCGUCAUAACCAUAGUUUUGAGGAUGAUGUGGACAGUACAGAUGGGAGCCGUGCUCAGGCUGCCUUCAAAGUCCCCAAAAUCCCCAAGAAGCCUGCAGAGUCCUCUACCGCACGCAGACCCAGCGCUACAGGACCCAAGAUCGGAGGUGCGUCUAAGGAUGGAGCUGGGGGCAUCGAUGAGGAAGACUUCAUCAAAGCCUUCACUGACGUCCCCACAGUACAGAUCUACUCGUCUCGUGACCUGGAGGAUAACCUGAAUAAGAUCAGAGAGAUCUGUUCUGAUGACAAACAUGACUGGGACCAGAGAGCCGCUGCAAUGAAGAAGAUCCGCUCCCUGAUUGUUGCCGGGGCAACGGAGUACGAGUGUUUCUUCCAACACCUGAGGCUGUUGGACGGAGCGUUCAAACUGUCAGCUAAAGACCUCCGAUCACAGGUGGUACGAGAGGCCUGCAUCACUGUGGCCCACCUGUCGACAGUGUUGGGUAAUAAGUUUGACCAUGGUGCUGAGGGCAUUCUUCCUAUCCUGUUCAACCUCAUCCCUAACUGUGCCAAGGUUAUGGCCACUUCAGGGGUGUCUGCUAUACGCUUCAUCAUACGGCACACACAUGUUCCCAGACUCAUUCCCCUGAUCACCAGUAACUGCACCUGCAAGUCUGUGGCCGUCAGAAGGAAAUGUUUUGACUUCUUGGACCUGCUGCUGCAGGAGUGGCAGACCCAGACUCUGGAGAGACAUACAGCAGUGAUGGUAGCGAGCAUUAAGAAGGGGAUUGCAGAUGCCGACGCAGAGGCCAGAGUAGAGGCCCGCAAGGCGUACUGGGGUCUGAGGAACCAUUUUCCGGGAGAGGCGGAUUCUCUGUUCAACUCGUUAGAACCGUCUUAUCAGAGGAGCCUCCAGUCGUCUCUCAGGAAUGCCGGGAGCGUGGCGUCUCUUCCUCAGAGUGACCGCUCCUCUUCCUCUUCACAGGAGAGCCUCAAUCGUCCUCUGUCGUCUAAAUGGUCAGCUGCUCCUGGUAGAGUCCCGGCUGGUCAUAAGGGCGGGGCGUCGCCAGGCUCCCUGCAGCGUUCCCGUAGCGAUGUGGAUGUUAAUGCAGCAACGGUUGCUAAGCAGCGGCACAUCGGGCAGGUGGGGGCGGGGAGACUGACCCCCGGCUCCUACUCGUCAUUGGAUGAUGCCUCUGAUAAAAUGGAUGGGGCCAGGACAGUCAAUGGUCGUCUGAGGACCAAGCAGCCUCUCACCACGGCGACCAGCGUCAGCCAGGUGGACUCCCGGGGACGUACCCGCACCAAGAUGGUGUCCCAGUCGCAACGUUCCGACGAAUCAGAUUGCACGCCAGGAUCUCAGUCUGCUACCCCCAUUGGUGCCGGCAGUCGGAGUGGUUCCCCGGGUCGCGUCCUGACCAGUACCGCUCUGAGUACUCUGGGUUCUGGAGCCCAGAGGGUCCUAGCUGGGGCUGGAGGGAGGCGUAGCCGCAUCCCCCGCAGCCAGGGCUGCUCACGAGACUCCUCCCCUACACGCCUGUCUGUCGCGCCCUCCAGUAUUAGUUCCAUCUACAACGGCGCAAGCAGAGGAGCUCGGGGCAGUCGUAUCCCCCGGCCCAGUAUGAGUCAGGGCUGCAGCAGGGAGGCCAGCAGAGAGAGCAGCAGAGACACCAGCCCUGUACGCUCCUUUACACCCCUGGCGUCGCGGCACUACUCUCGCUCCACUGGAGCUCUCCAUACCGCCGACGCUUUAGGGGCCACAGGGUCAGGGUACAGUAUCAGUCAGUCCAGUCGUCUGUCCUCAUCCGUCAGCGCCAUGAGAAUCCUCAACACAGGAUCUGAUGUAGAAGAGGCCCUCGCUGAUGCCCUGCUGUUGGGAGACAUGAGAUCCAAGAAGAAGCCAGCGCGGCGGCGCUAUGAGAACUAUGGGAUGUAUUCGGAUGAUGAUGCUAACAGUGACGCGUCCAGCGCCUGCUCAGAGCGCUCCUACAGCUCCAGGAAUGGAGGAGCCAUCCCUACGUACAUGAGACAGACUGAGGACGUGGCCGAGGUGUUGAACCGCUGUGCCAGUGCCAAUUGGUCGGAGAGGAAGGAGGGACUGCUGGGUCUACAGGCUCUACUGAAGAACCAACGCACCCUCAGUCGUGUGGAGUUGAAGAGGUUGUGCGAGAUCUUCACCAGAAUGUUUGCAGACCCCCAUAGUAAGGUGUUCAGUAUGUUCUUAGAGACCCUAGUGGACUUUGUCCUGGUGCACAGAGAAGACCUGCAGGACUGGCUGUUUGUCCUGCUCACCCAGCUGCUGAAGAAGAUGGGAGCUGACCUGCUGGGAUCAGUACAGGCCAAGGUCCAGAGAGCACUGGACAUCACACGAGAGUCUUUCCCCAACGACCUCCAGUUCACUAUCCUUAUGAGGUUCACUGUGGACCAGACUCAGACACCAAACCUCAAGGUGAAGGUGGCUGUUCUGAAGUACAUUGAGACAUUGACCCUGCAGAUGGAGCCGCAGGACUUUGUGAACUCCAGUGAGACGCGCCUGGCUGUGUCACGCGUCAUCACCUGGACCACAGAGCCCAAGAGCUCCGACGUCAGGAAGGCUGCCCAGUCGGUGUUGAUCUCGUUGUUCCAGUUGAACACUCCAGAGUUCACCAUGCUGCUGGCAGCUCUGCCCAAGACCUUCCAGGAUGGCGCCACCAAAUUGCUACAGAACCACCUGAGGAACACAGGCAAUGCUGCACAGGCCCCGACAGGAAGCCCUCUUACACGCCACACACCCCGCUCUCCUGCCAGCUGGUCCAGCCCCCUCACCUCUCCUACCAACACAUCACAGAACACAUCCUCACCCAGUGCAUUUGACUACGACACAGAGAACAUGAACUCAGAGGACAUCUACAGUAGUCUGAGAGGAGUCACAGAGGCCAUCCAGAACUUCUCCGUCCGUAGCCAGGAAGACAUGAACGAACCGGUCAGACGGAGGGAAGGAGAGGAGGGUGGUAGUGCUAGUGCUGACCAGGUGGAUGGAGGUCGUACAGCUCUGGACAACAAGACGUCUCUCCUCAACACCCCCCUGCUCUCCUCUUCUCCCCGGGGGUCCCGUGACCCCUUCACUGACUCCCCCUUCAAACACAGCGUCAUAGAUACUUCACUAGACGAAUCAGACCAGCAAACUGACGACAGCAGCAUUGACCAAUCAGAGCUGGUGUCAGAGCUGCUGAAGGAGCUGUCCAAUCACAAUGAGCGUGUGGAGGAGAGGAAGGCAGCGCUUUGUGAGCUCUUGAAGCUGAUUCGAGAAAACACCCUGCAGGUCUCCUGGGAUGAACACUUCAAAACCAUCCUCCUGUUACUACUGGAGACGCUGGGGGACAGAGAGCAUGUGAUCAGGGCGUUAGCUCUGCGUGUUCUGAGGGAGAUUCUGAGCCGCCAGCCCUGGAGGUUUAAGAACUACGCUGAACUCACCAUCAUGAAGGCCCUGGAGGCGCACAAGGACCCACACAAAGAGGUGGUGCGAGCGGCAGAGGAGACUGCAGCCAUGCUGGCGUCAUCCAUCAGUCCAGACCAGUGUAUCAAGGUGUUGUGUCCCAUCAUCCAGUCAGCUGACUACCCCAUCAACCUGGCUGCCAUCAAGAUGCAGACUAAAGUUAUAGAGAGGGUCCCCCAUGAAGGACUAGUCAGCAUGCUGCCUGAGAUAGUCCCCGGACUCAUACAGGGUUAUGACAACUCUGAGAGCAGUGUGAGGAAGGCCUGUGUAUUCUGUCUGGUGGCCCUCUACGCAGUCAUAGGGGAGGAGCUAAAACCUCACCUCAACCAACUGUCUGGCAGCAAAUUGAAGUUGUUGAAUCUGUACAUCAAGCGUGCCCAGUCCGGCUCCAGUGGUGGUGAGCCCCCAGCAGACAGCCUAUAGAACAGAUGAACAGCCCACGGGACAACUAUGGAGCUGCACUCUCCCUCUGGAGACUUAACACGGACACACAAGGACACACUCUUACAUGGAUGCACAAACACAUACAUGCUUACAUGAACACACAUGUGCACUUACUUACACGCUUACAUGAACACACAUACGCUUACAUCUGCUUACACAAACAUGCUGAUAAGAAGGCUCUGACACCCCCCCACCCCUCCUGGUACCUCCAAGUUGCCUACUGCAGGGCACUCUGGGAAGAGAGGAGUGUUGUAGUUCCCUUCACUGACGUUGAAGAUCCAACCUGCUCUGAGAUUCACCCCUGACGUCGACACACCUCGCCCUCUGACCCCGAUCUCACUCUGAAGCCUCAACGCUAACGGUUUUAACUUUGGUUUAACUUCCUGGUUUUAGUACAAUAGGGGAGGGGCCGGAACAGCAGCAUGAUGUAGCCACACCCCAGGCAGGAUAAACAGAGGGAGGGUAGAGGAGCAUGUAUGUGUGUGAUAGGGGGGUGUAUAUCUGUGGUCAGUCAGCCUGUCCGUCAUAGUGGUUGAGUGGGUUUUAGCCGCUGAAACUGAAGGCAAAUCUGAAAUGGCACCCUAAUCCCUAUGUAGUGGACUACUUUUGGCCAGAGCUACAUAGUGCCACUGCAUACGGCUCUGGUCAAACUAUAGGGAGUAGGGUGUAAUUUUGUCUCAAAGCAUUCUCUGUCCGUCGAAUGGUGCUAGUUCCACCCUGUGGCAGUGGGAACAUGGUACGACCUUCCCUGCACAGCACUAAUGCUCAUAAGCAGGUCACAGUAGAUCAUAACUGCUCUUAGCAGCUACGUAGGCAGUGAGUGUGAGGUAUAGGAGGCAUAAUGUGCUUGGCUAUGCAUGACGAUGAUUUUAACAAGAUCUUUUUAUCCGGAGCCUAUUAACUGUCACAGUAGAAGGGGGGGGUGAAAUUAAAGUUAAUGAUGUCCACCCCUUUCAGAGGAGUCCAUGGUACCUUCCACUGCUCCCCGCCAUGUCUUGGAUGAGCUCAUUUCAGACAGAAAGAGAGGGAGAGGCUUAUCUAUGACCAGACAUGGCUUAUUAUUAUUAAUAUUAUUAUCACCUAGUGGAUAUGUAACUAUACAUGAUAUUAUAAAAAAUGUAAUAAUAUCCGAUAACAACGUCAUUUAGGAGAGUCCCUGAAGGACGUGUGCGCUCUGCAUCCUGAUCUAUUUUAUUUUCUGUUGCGCGUUCCGUAGUCUCUCUCACGUUAGUUUCCCCACCGGGGAGACAUGUAUUAUUUACUGAUCAGAAACUGUCGAGUCACCUUUCGCCCCCUCCUUCUCUUCUUUUUCCUUUCCUCUCUUCUGCUCCCUCUUGUUGUCAUUCUCUCCCUCUUCUUGUGACAUUCUAGUCUUCACUGUGUUUCCCUCGGUGCAUUUACAAAGCUGUGCUUACAAUAAAAUGAAAAAUAAAGAAAACUUGUACAGACCAUAAUAAA